Messenger RNA from Myotis myotis, 2220 nucleotides. It is a transcript of the gene LMOD2, whose product is annotated as leiomodin 2. Bases 116 to 1795 code for a protein of 559 amino acids. Gene Ontology annotation, molecular function: tropomyosin binding. Gene Ontology annotation, cellular component: myofibril; striated muscle thin filament. NCBI's taxonomy places the organism in Eukaryota, Metazoa, Chordata, Mammalia, Chiroptera, Vespertilionidae. Gene Ontology annotation, biological process: muscle contraction; pointed-end actin filament capping; myofibril assembly. The transcript has 3 exons. The record is from RefSeq and is a predicted model, not a curated record.
CAGCCGCUCCCCGCACCAGUUGCUGGCCAGCCUGCCCCUGGCCGCCUCGCCUGCUCCUGGCUGCCUUGCAUGCCCAGGUCCUCAAGCUCCUUGUGCGUCUGACCAAACAGGAACCAUGUCUACCUUCGGCUACAGGAGAGGACUUAGCAAAUAUGAAUCCAUCGACGAGGACGAGCUCCUGGCUUCCCUGACGGCCGAGGAGCUGAAGGAGCUGGAGAGGGAGUUGGAGGACAUUGAACCUGAUCGCAACCUGCCGGUGGGGCUCCGACAGAAGAGUCUGACGGAGAAGACCCCCACGGGGAAUUUCAGCAGGGAGGCGCUGAUGGCCUAUUGGGAAAAGGAGUCCCAGAAGCUGCUGGAGAAGGAGCGGCUGGGGGAGUGUGGGAAGGUUGCAGAAGAAGACAAAGAGGAGAGUGAGGAAGAGCUGAUUUUUACUGAAAGUAACAGUGAGGUGUCCGAGGAGGUGUACACCGAGGAGGAGGCGGAGGAGGAGGAGGAGGAGGAGGAAGAGGAGGAAGAGGAAGAAGAGGAGGAGGACGAGGACGACAGCCACGAAGAGGAGAGCGCCGUUGAAGACGAGGAAGCCAUCAACGGCACUGCCCACCCUGAGCGCGCCAGUCCCGACAGCGCCCGGCCGAAGACAUUUAAGAGUCAGUUAGAAAACAUCAGCUUGACCAACGGCCACAGCGGGCGGCACUCGGAGUCGCCGGCCGCCAUCCACCCCAGCGGCAACCCCACGGUGAUCGAGGAGGCCUUGGCGAAGAUCCGGAGCAACGACCCCGACACCCGCGAGGUCAACCUGAACAACAUCGAGAACAUCACGUCGCAGACGCUCGCGCGCUUCGCCGAGGCCCUGCGGGGCAACACGGUGGUGCGCACCUUCAGCCUGGCCAACACGCACGCGGACGACGCCGCGGCCGCCGCCAUCGCCGACAUGCUCCGGGUCAACCGGCACAUCACCAGCGUCAACAUCGAGUCCAACUUCGUCACGGGCAAGGGCGUGCUGGCGCUCAUGCGGGCCCUGCAGCACAACCCCGUGCUCACCGAGCUGCGCUUCCACAACCAGCGGCACAUCAUGGGCAGCCAGGUGGAGAUGGAGAUCGUGAAGCUGCUCCGGGACAACACCACGCUGCUGCGCCUGGGCUACCACUUCGAGCUGCCGGGGCCGCGCAUGAGCAUGACCAGCCUCCUGACGCGCAACAUGGACAAGCAGCGGCAGAAGCGGAUGCAGGAGCAGAAGCAGCAGGAGGCGGCGGACGGCGGGGCCCAGCCCAGGACCGCGGUCUGGCAGAGAGGGACGCCCGGCUCCUCGCCGUACGCAUCGCCCAGGCAGUCGCCCUGGUCGUCCCCCAAGCUCCCCAAGAAAGUCCAGACGGUGAGGAGCCGCCCGCCGUCUCCGGCGGCCCCGCCCCCGCCCCCUCCCCCGCCGCCGCCGCCGCCGCCGCCGCCCGCGCCGCAGAGGCUGCCACCCCCGCCGCCGCCGCCGCCGCCGCCGCUCCCAGAGAAAAAGCUCAUCACCCGCAACAUCGCCGAGGUCAUCAAGCAACAGGAGAGCGCCCAGCGGGCUUUACAAAACGGACAGAAAAAGAAAAAGGGGAAAAAGGUGAAGAAACAGCCGAAAAACGUCCUAAAGGAAAUAAAAAAUUCCUUGAGGCCAGUGCAGGAGAAGAAAGCAGAAGACAGCUACCGACCUUCUACCCCACAGAGAUCUGCCCAUGACAACCUCAUGGAAGCGAUCCGGGGGAGCAGCCUGAGACAGCUAAGGCGGGUGGAAGUUCCAGACGCUCUGCGAUAAACACACAAUCUUGAGAAGAGGAUGCAGACUUAUUCCUUGGCGUUAAAUGAAACGCAUCGGGAGAUGCUUCUAAAGUACCUUCUUCAAUUGGAAACGUCCUCUGACUUUAAAAAAUAGCCUCAGCCAUGAAGUCCAAAGAGAAUCUUAAGAAUCUUCUGUAAAUAUGAAAAUAAACUUCUUUUUUAAUGUCAUGAGAUUUGUAUUGGCAGGAAGCAGUUUGUUUAAAGAUGCUUCAUAGCUCUGAGCUGCUGAGUUAAUGAAAUAUGCUGUUAUUUUUGUAAUCCCAAUAAAUUUGGAUUGAAGUUUUUUUAAAAAAACAACAAACUAAUAUUUUUUUGUGAGUUGGUACAUUUUCAGGUGUGUAUGUAACAUUGUUGAAUAUUAAAAAUAUUACAUUAUCACCCAAAAAAGGGUUUUGGUCCUUA